AUGGUUUCCUUUAAAACGUCUUUUAUAACUGAACGGGACCUUAAUACAAAGCUCACUUUAAUUUUUAACAAAAUUGGCCAAUUAGAUAAGGCACAAGAAGGUAUUCAAGAGCUUUAUGAACUUUUAUUGGAACAUCCUGAAUGUGAUAUUAAAGUUAAUUUAUUUCUCGCGAGUGCUGGCACUUUUUUUCAAAAUUAUCUGCGUAAAGCUUUGGAUGAAAUAACUACCCGAAAAAUGCAAGCUUGUGGAAUGUCGCCAAAGGAUUUUUCCUCAUCUAAUGAUAGAAAAUCGGAUUUUAAUCAUAAAAAAAUGCCACACAAGUUUCCUUCUACCUCCAAUCGUUGUUCUCACUCUUCAAAUUCCUCUAACAAUACAAAAGUAUUCAACAUAGAAAAUCACAAAGAUGUACCAAUAUUACCAGAAACUACAUCUCCUUCAAGAACAUUUAUGGAUAAAGUUAAUCGUGAAACUUUUGAUCAAACUCGGUCACGUCUUCAUGGUAUAUUUCAAUAUGAAAAAUAUAAGACUGGUCAAAAGAGGUCUAGUUUACAAGAAAUACAUCGAUUUCAAACUGAUUCCGACAGACUGGAAUUCGCAAAAAGUAUUUUACAAUCCAAACCACGGUCUCGUCGUGCAACAUGGAUGGCCUCUUCUUCAACAACAUUACUAUCUCCUCCACCAGAACGCUUUAGUUCUUCUUCGUUUAGAUAA
This is a messenger RNA of Rhizophagus irregularis DAOM 181602=DAOM 197198, 711 nucleotides long. RefSeq lists its product as uncharacterized. The record is from RefSeq and is a predicted model, not a curated record. Lineage: Eukaryota; Fungi; Glomeromycota; Glomeromycetes; Glomerales; Glomeraceae.